This is a messenger RNA of Aspergillus tanneri, 1065 nucleotides long. It is a transcript of the gene kae1, whose product is annotated as O-sialoglycoprotein endopeptidase. The transcript has 2 exons. Bases 1 to 1065 code for a protein of 354 amino acids. Gene Ontology annotation, biological process: tRNA threonylcarbamoyladenosine modification. NCBI's taxonomy places the organism in Eukaryota, Fungi, Ascomycota, Eurotiomycetes, Eurotiales, Aspergillaceae. Gene Ontology annotation, cellular component: cytoplasm; EKC/KEOPS complex. The record is from RefSeq and is a predicted model, not a curated record.
AUGAUUGCUGUCGGUAUGGAAGGUUCCGCCAACAAGCUUGGCGUGGGCGUCAUGUUGCAUCCCGACGAUAGCAGCGCUGCCCCCCAGGUUCUGGCGAAUAUCCGUCACACAUAUGUCUCUCCUCCCGGCGAGGGCUUUCUCCCCAAGGACACCGCCCGACAUCAUCGAUCAUGGGUGGUCAAGUUGGUGAAGAAAGCGCUCAAGGAAGCCCACCUGUCCAUCGACGAUGUGGAUUGUAUCUGUUAUACGAAAGGCCCCGGCAUGGGUGCCCCUCUUCAGAGUGUUGCGGUUGCGGCCCGGAUGCUGAGCUUGCUAUGGGGGAAGCCGCUGGUGGGUGUGAAUCACUGUGUCGGACAUAUUGAAAUGGGCAGACUUAUUACGGGUGCUACCAACCCGGUUGUUCUCUACGUCUCCGGAGGAAACACACAAGUAAUCGCGUAUAGCUCGCAGAGGUACCGCAUCUUCGGCGAGACUCUUGACAUCGCAGUGGGCAACUGUUUGGAUCGGUUUGCGCGAACGUUGCACAUCUCCAACGAUCCAGCACCAGGAUAUAAUAUUGAACAGUUGGCGAAAAAGGGACAGAAAUUGGUGGACUUGCCAUAUACAGUGAAGGGCAUGGACUGCUCAUUUUCAGGUAUCCUGGCGGCAGUCGACGGAUUGGCGGCAACAUAUGGGCUAGACGGUCGAGAGAAGAAGAGCGACGAGAGUGCAAGUGAUCCUGAUCGGCCGACCCGCGAGGAUCUGUGCUUUUCGCUCCAGGAAACAAUUUUCUCUAUGCUGGUUGAGACCACUGAGCGUGCCAUGGCUCAUGUCGGGUCAAAAGAGGUUCUGAUCGUUGGUGGAGUUGGUUGCAAUGAACGGUUACAGGAGAUGAUGGGGAUAAUGGCUCGGGAUCGCGGAGGCAGUGUGCAUGCGACAGAUGAGAGGUUCUGUAUCGACAACGGCAUUAUGAUUGCGCAGGCUGGCUUACUCGCAUACAAGACCGGGUUUACAACUCCAUUGAAAGAUUCUACCUGUACACAACGCUUUCGGACGGACGAUGUGUUUGUCAAAUGGAGAGAUUGA